Vairimorpha ceranae is the source of this 1362-nucleotide messenger RNA. Its product is annotated as amino acid permease. Gene Ontology annotation, biological process: amino acid transmembrane transport. The record is from RefSeq and is a predicted model, not a curated record. The transcript has a single exon. The coding region runs from base 1 to 1362 and encodes 453 amino acids. Gene Ontology annotation, molecular function: amino acid transmembrane transporter activity. NCBI's taxonomy places the organism in Eukaryota, Fungi, Microsporidia, Nosematidae.
AUGGCAAAUGGAUAUAAUGGAUGGACAGCUAUUGCUUUUGUUAUAAAUUGUAUGUUGGGAUCUGGUAUAAAUUAUAUGCCGGCAGUGUUUAAUAAUUCUGGUAUUGUUUUGGGUAUCGGCAUAUUAUUUAUUGUUGGUUGUUUAACUACUUUCUCAAUAUACGCUCUUUUUAGAUGUUGUUUUAAAUCAGAGGCUUUUCUUGAUAAUGUCGAAUAUGGUGGUUUAGGUAAAUUGAAAUACAAGCAUUUAGGAAUUGUAAUCGAAUUUACACUUUUGAUUGCAUCGAUACUAUCCGCACUUGGUUUUCAAAAAUAUGCUAGUGAACUGAUAACAAUUUUUAUUUCUAGAUUUUAUUCAAUUGAAUCUCCUUCUUUUACUAGAUGUUUAAAUGUUGUUGUUUUAAUGGCUACAACACUGAUAUUGACUGGUCUCUCAAUGAUACAAAAUCUAAAAAGAUUUAAAAUACUAUCUUACUUAAGUGUGUUUUGUAUCUUUUCUUUAAUGGUAAUUUUAACCUUUUUAAAUAUAUCAAUACCUAAUUUAUCAUCAUAUACAUCUGUAUCUGAAACUUCUUCUAUUGAUUUCAACUUUAUAUUAUCAUUUUGUAUAUUGGCUAUGUCUGUACAAGCAAAUAUUCCUUAUUUAUACACAAAACUUGAAAAUAUAACGAAAAGUUUAUUACUAUUUAUCGCCGCUUUAUCGUCAUUUGUAGGAUUUAUGGUGUAUGGAUUAGCAGGUGUAUUAGGAAGUAAAUUAACAGGAUCUUCUAUUGGCCAUAAUGAUAUUAUAAAAUACUUUUUAGAUAAAAAUUCUGCAUUGAAUUUAUAUAUCGCUAAUAAUAAUGAUCUCAAUCCAUCAUUUUCUAAUCUUUUGGUGGGUUUAAUACUAUAUCAAAGUUUAUGUGCUAUUGUUAUUUUAAUUUCCGGUUUUCCGCUGCAACUUGCACCAGCAGUAAGAUUUUUUAAAAAAUAUUUACCGUUUAAAAACGCAAAUAUUAGCAGUACACACAAUAUUAUAGUAUUAAUAUUAUUAACUUUUUUAACACUCAUAAAUAUGAUACCGAACCUAUCUUUAAAUUUAAUUUUUGAAUUGUUAGGACCUACAGCUAUAGGCUUUUUGUGCUACUUUUUCCCAUUUUUACUUUAUUACGCUUAUGCGGAGGAUAAAUCUAAAUUUAAAAAAAUGCUUGCAUUGCUCAUAAUGUUAUUCAGUGUCAUUUACUCCAUAUAUGGUGUUACCUGUGCUAUUAAAAAGGCUUUACAUGAAUCUGAAUACGAUGGUAAAAAAAAUAAUUUAAUUGAUUUUGAAUAUUAUGCUGAACAACUUAAUUCUACUACGAUAGCAAGUCCAACAAUAAAUUAA